This is a messenger RNA of Sorex fumeus (smoky shrew), 3398 nucleotides long. It is a transcript of the gene OTUD5, whose product is annotated as OTU deubiquitinase 5. The coding region runs from base 757 to 2457 and encodes 566 amino acids. NCBI's taxonomy places the organism in Eukaryota, Metazoa, Chordata, Mammalia, Eulipotyphla, Soricidae. The record is from RefSeq and is a predicted model, not a curated record. The transcript has 9 exons. Gene Ontology annotation, biological process: protein deubiquitination. Gene Ontology annotation, molecular function: K63-linked deubiquitinase activity; cysteine-type deubiquitinase activity.
ACGUUUCAGGGGAUAGCUAUGCUUUGAGUGUUGAUAUUUUCCAGUCCGACCGAUUGCGAGCAAGUUGGGAGCCUGAGAGAAAGGUACUUUUGUUUUCUUGCGCGGGGUGCUCAUGCUCUUCAUUGGCCGUCAAAGCUCAGGGAAAGAAGUAAAGAGCGGGACCAAGGACAAGAAGAAAGGUGAGGACCGAAGGUGCAGACUGGGACCGGAGACGGCGGGCACGGGAGGGCGAUCACUCGACCCCGAUUGGCCCGGGGGGCGUCAUCGAAGAUCCGAGCAACUAUUUGAUUGGUUGGUGCCCACAACUGUUGUGGCAGCACGGAAGAAUAUUGCCCACGUACUUCCUAGCAAGAGGCGGGGCUGCGCCGUGACGCGCUAGCGCUACACUGGGAGCCCCACCCUGUAGUUCAGAACCUGUAAAGGGGCGGGGCCAAGAAGUGCUUGUUUUGGUGCUUUCCUUUGAAGCCGGAGGCCGAACGAGAAGUAGCAAUAAACCUGCCAGCCUCGGGAGCAAAGACGACGGCAAACUCGCCGCGGUGCCUUCAGCCUGCCUUCAACCAUUGGACUUUACAUCCGGGUUUUCCUGCCGCGUGACCCCCAGCUCGCCUACCCUCCUCGAACCACUGUCGCUUCAGACUUUCUAUCCGGGUCCCGUCGAUCCCGUGGUGCCUCGCGCCGGGCAGGAGCCCCCUCAUCCGGGUUCUCUCCCAGCGUGCUCCGCGCAGAGUUUGCUGGGGGGUAUUCGGCGGUGCCGCCAUGACUAUUCUCCCCAAAAAGAAGCCGCCGCCUCCCGACACCGACUCCGCCAACGAGUCGCCGCCGCCCGGGCCGCUGCCCCCGGCGCCGCGCCGCGGCGGGGGAGUGGGCGUGGGCGGCGGCGGCGCGGGCGUGGGCGGCGGCGACCGAGACCGUGACACGAGCGUUGUGGGUGCCCGUUCCCGGGCCUCACCUCCUCCCCAGGGCCCGCUGCCGGGGCCACCAGGUGCGCUACACCGCUGGGCUCUGGCCGUGCCCCCGGGCUCUGUGGCGGGUCCCCGGCCACAGCCGUCUUCCCCUCCCCCGUGCGGGGGUCCAGGGGGUCCCGGCAGCGGGCCCGGCGAUGCGCUGGGUGCAGCUGCAGCGGGAGUUGGGGCGGCGGGCGUGGUGGUGGGAGUGGGCGGGCCCGUGGGCGUGGGAGGUUGCUGUUCGGGUCCCGGCCACAGCAAGCGACGGCGCCAGGCCCCCGUGGUUGGUGCUGUCGGUGGUGGCAGCCCGGAGCAUGAAGAAGUCGGCGCGGGUUACAACAGCGAGGAUGAAUAUGAGGCGGCUGCGGCGCGCAUCGAGGCCAUGGACCCCGCCACUGUGGAGCAGCAGGAGCAUUGGUUUGAAAAGGCCCUGAGGGACAAGAAGGGCUUCAUCAUCAAGCAGAUGAAGGAGGACGGCGCCUGUCUCUUCCGGGCUGUAGCUGAUCAGGUGUAUGGAGACCAGGACAUGCAUGAGGUUGUACGGAAACACUGCAUGGACUAUCUGAUGAAGAAUGCUGACUACUUCUCCAACUACGUCACAGAGGACUUCACCACCUACAUCAAUCGGAAGCGGAAAAACAACUGCCACGGGAACCACAUCGAGAUGCAAGCCAUGGCGGAGAUGUACAACCGGCCUGUGGAGGUUUACCAGUACAGCACAGAGCCCAUCAACACAUUCCAUGGGAUCCAUCAAAAUGAGGAUGAGCCCAUCCGGGUUAGUUACCAUCGGAAUAUUCACUACAAUUCAGUGGUGAAUCCCAACAAGGCUACCAUUGGUGUGGGACUGGGCCUGCCAUCUUUCAAACCAGGGUUUGCAGAGCAGUCACUAAUGAAGAAUGCCAUAAAGACAUCAGAGGAGUCAUGGAUUGAGCAGCAGAUGCUAGAAGACAAGAAGAGGGCCACAGACUGGGAAGCCACAAACGAGGCCAUCGAGGAGCAGGUGGCACGGGAAUCCUACUUGCAGUGGCUGAGGGAUCAGGAGAAACAGGCCCGCCAGGUCCGCGGUCCCAGCCAGCCUCGAAAAGCCAGCGCCACGUGCAGUUCUGCCACAGCAGCAGCCUCCAGUGGCUUGGAGGAGUGGACCAGCCGGUCUCCACGGCAGCGGAGCUCAGCCUCAUCACCGGAGCACCCAGAGCUGCACACCGAGCUGGGCAUCAAGCCCCCUUCUCCAGGCACUGUUUUAGCUCUUGCCAAACCUCCUUCACCCUGUGCACCAGGUACAAGCAGCCAGUUCUCAGCAGGGGCCGACCGGGCCUCUUCCCCCCUUGUGUCCCUCUACCCUGCUCUGGAAUGCCGGGCCCUCAUUCAGCAGAUGUCCCCGUCGGCCUUUGGUCUGAAUGACUGGGAUGAUGAUGAGAUCCUGGCAUCGGUGCUGGCAGUGUCCCAACAAGAAUACCUAGACAGUAUGAAGAAAAACAAAAUGCACAGAGACCCACCCCCAGACAAGAGUUGAUGGUGACCCAGAGACUGGAGACCCAUCUCCCAAACCCCGCCACUUUGCUCUCUGGUGCCACCCUCCCUUUCUUUGGCUUUCUUCCUUCUCCCUCCUCUCUUUUCCCCCCAUCUCCCUCUGGCUGACUCACCUCUGCGCCCUCUCAUCGCUGCCACCACCAUCAUGUGUCUCUGCGCCAGCUGACGUGCCCUGUUGCCCCCUGCACAGCAACAUCCCUGCAUUCCACAGGGGACUUGGGCAAGGGUGCCGAAGGUAGGCAAGAGGCACACAGAGACAAACCAGCUGGCAGCGGGUAACCCCAGGAGAGAGACAGAGGAAAGCCUCCUUGUACCCCCUUUCUUCCCAAAUCAAACAAGUUUGUUAUCCCAAUUACACAUUUUCCCAGAGAGGUGGAAGGAAGCAGGUGGGAAAUUCGUCUUCCUAAUAUCCCAAGAAUGUCUGAGCCUUCAUUGUUGAAUUUUUUUGGUUUACUAAAUAUACUUUUAUCUUACAAAAUCAACUUACCACAAAACGAUGUAGGCAACAGCACUGGCUCGGUGAGGGUGACAAUUCUCUCUCUGGUUUGGCUGCAGACAGUCCAUGGGGCCCAGAGACAACACAGAGUUGUGGUUGCUGUCUCUGACCUCCCACUCUCCGGAGGUGUGGGUAGGGUUGAGAGUGACUGGGGGUGGGGGGUGGGGGGCUGGGCAGGGGGCAGGUAUCACAUGGGCUUUGGACAAUGAGACUCUGACCUCGCUGCAUUCCUUUUGCUUCCACCACCACCACCAGUCUCGCUGGAGUCUUGGGGUGGGGGGCAUCUCUGAGGAUCAUGGCCACCGCCCUGGAUUUGAGUGUGGGGAGUGGGAGCAGCCUCGGCAGAUGGGGCACCUGUUCCCUGCAGGUGUUGACAAGAUCCACCGUCUGUAAUGUCCUUGGCACAAUAAAACCAAAUGUCAGUUUCC